This is a messenger RNA of Aspergillus luchuensis, 462 nucleotides long. Its product is annotated as putative ubiquitin conjugating enzyme (UbcB). The record is from RefSeq and is a predicted model, not a curated record. The transcript is spliced from 3 exons. Bases 1 to 462 code for a protein of 153 amino acids. Lineage: Eukaryota; Fungi; Ascomycota; Eurotiomycetes; Eurotiales; Aspergillaceae.
AUGGGAAGCCAGAAACGGAUAGCUAAGGAGCUCGCCGAGCUUGUCGAGUCUCCCCCGGAGGGCAUCGUGGUGAAGUUGGCCGACGAAUCCAACCUUUACACAUGGAACGUAUAUAUGGAUGGACCUGAGAAAUCUCCUUACCAGAACGGCAAAUUCCUACUCAACCUCUCCCUCCCCACCGAAUAUCCCUUCAAACCUCCUACUGUCUCCUUCAAAACGAAGAUAUACCACCCCAAUGUGACCAACGAUGACAAGGGAAGCAUGUGUCUGGGCAUGCUUCGCGCGGACGAGUGGAAACCUAGCUCCAAAAUCCUGGCGGUACUGCAGUUCGCGCGUCAACUGCUAGCGGAACCGAUGCCCGAUGAUGCCGUCGAGGGACGGAUUGCAGAGCAAUUCAAGAAUGACCACAGUCGGUAUGAGGAGGUCGCGAAGGAGUGGACACGCAAGUAUGCCACUCUUUAG